Messenger RNA from Malania oleifera, 487 nucleotides. RefSeq lists its product as uncharacterized. The coding region runs from base 133 to 342 and encodes 69 amino acids. NCBI's taxonomy places the organism in Eukaryota, Viridiplantae, Streptophyta, Magnoliopsida, Santalales, Ximeniaceae. The record is from RefSeq and is a predicted model, not a curated record. The transcript has a single exon.
CGUUGGCCAGGAAACCGAAAUCAACCACCGGGCCUCAACUCCCUUCUUCCGUUUCUCUCUCUCUGCGACGGGCCGAAGGAUACAGAGGAGAGAGAAGCCAUUGCGGUACAGUGAGAUAAAGGGUAUUCGCGAAUGGCGAAGAGGGGAGGACUUCUCGACAAACUAAGAAACCGUCGCUGGAGAUGGCGUUUCGCGAGGGGCGGUCUGUUCCGAUGGAAAGGGCUGAGCUUUCAGCUUCGGUUCGUCGACGACGUGCUCUUCAAGAUCGCGUCGGUGUUCGAAGCGAUCGUGCUCGUCUCCGGCCUCUGCCUCUUCUUCCUCGUUUGCGGUUGCCAUUUUUGAUCCAUCAUGCGACAUUGAAUUAUUGACGCGUUUUACUUUACCAACCGUGGCUGAUACUGCGAAGUGUUGGGUCGCGCGGGCAGAAAGAGACUGAGAUACGGGAGAGGCGGUAAACGACGAGGACGCACAUUAUAUGUUCUAUCUA